UGUGAAGAUGCGAAUUGUCAAUGAAAGCACCCACUCGUGAAGGCACAGGUGCACAGUAUAAAGGUGUAGCGCACAAACCAAGAACUGUACCCAACAGGCCGCCGUUUGCAAGCUCAAAAGAUCCGCAUGGUAGCGGGCCGUGAAGCCCACUGGGGACUUUGCGUAAGGCUCCAGGGGUCUUGCAAAGCAGUGCCGUUUGCCAAAGGCUGGACCGACUUGCAGGAUCUCGCAAUCAGUUGAGAGCCAGGUUCUCUCGCAUCCUUUGCCCACGACAUCCACCACGAGCUAGGGGCUGUCGACUCCGUGCAUAGAGUUUGAUCAUGGCACACAAGGCUCUCCACUGGGUUCACCACCUAUUGGGUCGCCUACUGCAGGAGCUGAGGCGAUGGUUGAGGCUGGUAGCCUGGCAGCUUGAGAAGUAUUUUUCAAGGAGACGUUCUCCCAAGCCCUCCUUGCUUCGACCCGAAGCAGGGAGGAAGAGUUGACCCAAUGGCGGGAUUUCAGCUGAUGGGAGGUGUGCAGAGGACGUCAAGGACAUAAAGGCCAACUCAGAUCUGCAGCCAGAAGAGGAAAGGCAGACGACCUUUCUGGUUAUUUAGCUUGGGUGUUUUUUCUCAUCAGGCACGUGAGGGAGUCCGGUUUAGGGCUCGGGCAGGUUGCUUGGUCUAUUGAUGGUCGACGACGCUACGACAACAGGUUUGAUCACCCUGUGUGACAACGCAACGAAGAAGUGGAGCAAUGCUAUGCUUCAAAGGAGAGGGCAAAGAGGCAAGGAUGCUGGAGGAGGUGGCAAAUGGCAAGAGGAAAGAAGAUUAAGGCAAAGGAAAGAAAUCGAACCCAGUCGAUCAUCACUCAUCCGAAUGAUGUGGUUCAGAGGACCGUGAAACCCCUGUUGAAACAGGCUCCAUACCAAGAGUGAAAAGGCGUGGCUUCUGGAGACCUGCACGGACGAGUGCAAAGCCACCAUCUUCAGCAGUACGUGCAAUCAGUGGGACCAUUGUGCGUGGGAGUUGUAGUCAGUGGUCAGAGGAUCGCCAGUCCAAACUCAGGACGUGGGAGGUGCAUGUGAUGGAACUUGCUCGCGACUUCAGAUGAAGUUGAUCAUAUUUGCUUGAGUAAACGCUCUGAUUGGAACUGCGAAAAUGUCAAUGAAAGCGCCGUGCAGGUGCACAUUACAGGUGCAGCGGUGUAGUGCAAGUCAAGAAUUGUACUAAGCAGGCUGCCCUUUGCAAGCUCGAGAGAUCUUUCGAAUUGUUCUGGAACCUUUUGAUGUUCAUUCUUUGUAGCUCCUGCACGACCCCUGGCUUGCCAAGGCCAGAAUGAAGGCCCCCGAGCUUGCAUUGGAGGUGACGUCCGUGGCAAGUGCGCUGGCGUGUCAUGGGGGCGCGCAUUGGACGAAAUUUGUGCUCAAGUCUCCGCAAGCAGGACAGACCUCGGCGACUGUUAGAAGAAGGUGUUCCAGAUGACUGCCCUCCUGCUGAGCCGAUGCGACGCGGAAGAGAGCUGGUUGCUGAGACCUGCAAAAAAGGCAGUGCACAUUCGCCCCAGCGAACCCGCGAAGCAGACUUUGAGUUCCUUCAAUGCAUUGGAAAGGGCACCUUUGGGCGUGUCUACCUCGUGCGGAAGCGCGAUGACCCGGCGCAAAGGUUGUUGGCCAUGAAGGUGCUCAAGAAAAGUCGCAUCGGAGAUUCCAGGCGUCGCGCAGAGUACAUCAUCACGGAGCGCAAAGUGUUGAGAAGCGCAAACCAUCCAUUUGUUGCGCGACUGAGGUAUGCAUUCCAGUCAGCUUCACGUUUGUACCUUCUCACGGACUUUUUUGGUGGUGGAGAGCUCUUGGAACACAUUCGCCGCUUGGGGCGCUUCACUGAAGCGCAAGCAAGGUUCUUCGUGGCCGAGGUGGCCCUGGGCCUGGAGUAUUUGCAUGACAAAGGGAUUUGCCACAGAGAUUUAAAGCCAGAAAAUGUGCUUUUGGACAUAGAUGGGCACGUGAGGCUUACCGACUUCGGUUUGGCUAAGAUGGGCCUCCGCCAAAAUCUCACAUCUACUAUGUGUGGCACGCCUGAAUACUUACCACCGGAGGUUUUCAGACGUCAGUCCUACGCCUGUGAGCUGGACUGGUGGUCCUGCGGCGUGCUUUUGUUCGAAAUGCUGGAGGGGUUGUUUCAGCUGAUCAUCGAUGGCCGGUUUCGCUUUGAGUUUGUGCACUCAGAAGAAGCUUCGAGCCUGGUUCGGCAGCUACUUACGCCGGACCUAGACAUAAGACUGAAAUCUGCUGCAGAGGUCAAGGCAAGCCCUUGGCUUGCGAGCAUUGAUUGGGACACGGCUUUGAAGCUCGGGCUACAACCCCCUUUCAGGCCAUCGAUGACCAGGAAGUGCUGCUCACCAAGGCUCAGGCCAAGCUCUCCUGAAGUCGCCUCAAUUGGCCUCCACAUCCAGGGCUUCACGUACGUCCCGGAAGCAAAGACCCUGUCUGACAGGACAGAAUUGCUUCUGAGAGAAACAUAAACCAUGUAGGAAACCUGUUGAACGCCCAGCGUUCAGUUUUCCAAAGAACGUCUAUAUAGAGGGCUUCAAGACACCACAACAAUGUGGCAGGGCCCUAGAAGAAUAUCUCCUUUGAUAGAAGAUGUCCCAGACCAAGUCCACAAGAAGACUGCAAAGGUUGACGUUUCAUUGGGGUGUUUCUUUUUUUCUUGCA
Durusdinium trenchii is the source of this 2698-nucleotide messenger RNA. The record is from the annotation of a GenBank genome assembly. Lineage: Eukaryota; Dinophyceae; Suessiales; Symbiodiniaceae.